AUGGCCGACCAGCUACUCGACCAAGUGCGUGAUGCCGUAGAGGGCCAGAUUGACUUUGAAGGUCAGCGAUGGGCAGAGCUUAUCACGAACGUGCUGCUCGGUGCUGUUGGCAUCUUCGCUUUCUUCAUUGGCUUCAUGGCCCAGGAUAUUACGCUCACGCUGUGGAUCGGCCUCGCUGGCACCGUUGUCACUUUCCUCGCCGUCGUGCCGCCGUGGCCGUUCUACAAUAAGAAUCCGGAGGGUUGGUUGCCGCCGCAUGUUGCUACAAGCGGAAUUCAGAAUAUCGAUGUUGACGGGCAGAAAGUUGGAUAG
Messenger RNA from Didymosphaeria variabile, 312 nucleotides. RefSeq lists its product as uncharacterized. The coding region runs from base 1 to 312 and encodes 103 amino acids. Gene Ontology annotation, biological process: protein targeting to ER. The transcript has 3 exons. The record is from RefSeq and is a predicted model, not a curated record. Gene Ontology annotation, cellular component: signal peptidase complex; endoplasmic reticulum membrane. Lineage: Eukaryota; Fungi; Ascomycota; Dothideomycetes; Pleosporales; Didymosphaeriaceae.